Messenger RNA from Scatophagus argus, 4271 nucleotides. It is a transcript of the gene npm1b, whose product is annotated as nucleophosmin 1b. The record is from RefSeq and is a predicted model, not a curated record. NCBI's taxonomy places the organism in Eukaryota, Metazoa, Chordata, Actinopteri, Scatophagidae. The transcript is spliced from 11 exons. Gene Ontology annotation, cellular component: nucleolus; centrosome; nucleoplasm. Bases 52 to 945 code for a protein of 297 amino acids. Gene Ontology annotation, molecular function: histone binding; chromatin binding; RNA binding. Gene Ontology annotation, biological process: ribosomal small subunit biogenesis; ribosomal large subunit export from nucleus; regulation of centrosome duplication.
GUGAUGUGUUCGUCACAGCAGUUUACGGAAGUGUAACCACCCACUACAAAGAUGGAGGACGAGUUCUCAGAUUUGAGCAGACCACAAAUGUACUUGUUUGGUUGUACCCUGAAAUCGGACAAACGGGAGUUCAAAGUUGACGUAGACGACGAUGAUACGGAGCAACAACUGUCACUCAAAUCAGUGUGUCUGGGAGCUGAGGCUGAGGAUAAGUUCCACAUGGUGGAAAUUGAGGGUCUGACUUAUGAUGGAAAAAGGACCAAAGUGCCACUGGUUGUCCUGAAACCGUCCGUUCUGCCCUCUAUGAGUUUAGGUGGAUUUGAGAUCACACCUCCUGUUACCUUCCGUCUCCAGUCUGGAUGUGGGCCAGUUCACAUCAGCGGGCAGCAUUUUGUUAGUGUGAAGGAUUCAGAGGAUGAAGAAGAGGAGAACAACACGUCACCAGUGAAGCGACCUGCAAGCCUGAUGUCAGGGAAAAAGCCUGCCUUGAAAAAACUAAAGAUGGAUUCUGAUGACGAUGAAGAAGACAGCGAUGAGGAUGAUGAUGAUGAUGAUGAUGAUGAUGACAGUGAUGACAAUGAUGUGAAACCUCAGAAGAAUGUUGGAAAAGAGCCCAAAAAAAGCCUUGAGUCUUCUGUGAAGAAGCCCAACAAGACUCCAGUGAAACAAAACGGCCCUGCAGGAAAACCGUCAGGAUCAGCAGUCAAACAACAGAUUAAGACACCUGCCCAAGGAAAAGACAAACCCCAGGCUGGUCCGUCUAAAUCUCCCUCUCUGGCUGAGAUUAAGAACAAGUUGUCAACGGCAGCUAAGGAGGGAAAACCACUCCCGAAGACAGAGCAGAAGUUUGAGAAUUUUGUGAGGAGUUCUUUUAAAAUCUCAGACAAAAAAGUGGUCAAGGACCUUUGGAGUUUUGUACAAACGCUGAAGAUUGAGAAGAAGUAACAAACCUCGUACUUUGAAGCGUUUGUAAGUUUUGCAUCCUGCAAGACAUUUAAAGGCACAGUCAGCGAGAUUUCCUACUUGGCCUUAAUAUGUCACCACCUCUCUGAGUGAACAGAAGAACUGAGUGCUGGAAAUGGGUCAGGCCAUUUAUGAUUCUGGUGACAUCUUCUUUUGUUUUGUUUUGUUUUUUUAAGGUGUGAAGCAUUUCUUGGAGCCAGUUUGUAGCCAGUUUCAUGUUUAGCAGACCGCAGCUUUUCCAUCAGGGGAAGCGAUCUGCUUCAUCACAUGUCAAAUAUGCACCACCUAUAGGAGAGGGAAGUAAUAGCACCACCAAUUCGGAUCUGAAGGCGUCUGUAUGACUUUCCUACGGGAAACGAAUAGCUACAAUUGCAAUUUUAAUACUCAAGCCACCUGCAGACAAUAAAUAUUGCGCCUGCAGGUUUUUAUGGCUGUGAUUAGAUAACAUAUAUGUAAAUUAUCAAGUAAAAACAAAGUUAAUAAAUCCAAUAUUCAGAGCCAAAGACAGAACCUAGUUCAGUUAGCCUUUGCUAGGCUUUGCUAGCUUAGCCUUUUUUUAUAUGGCCUGUCAGUCUUUACCCUUUCAUAACUUUACCUUUCUUACCCUUUCUUUACAAAAAAAUGCUAUCCUAUCUUUGAGGUUUGCAGCUGUAUUUUUUUUGGGUUUUUUUUGAUACUACCACAAAUAGUUGCUAUAGAAGUACAUUUUCAAAAUGUACACAAAAGGACUCCUAGAUGUAAAACAUAAAUAUUCAAGCAGCUGCAGGUGGUGUGAAUGUCAGCUUCGAGGAGCUAUUCCUUUCCUUGCCUGUCGAUGGUGUGAUUGGCGUGCCUGCAUCUAAAUUUCAUCUUGUGUACUUGCUGCAUGCACCUUUUGAACUGUAGGUUUGAAACCCUGCAGUUUGAUGAUAUUGACUGAGUUUCAAGUGCUUCAAGUGCUCAAUUCUGACGCUGUGUGUUCUUGUCAAGUCAACAGUGCAAUAGGAGAUAUUGCAGAAUGUGCCUUUAAAUAUCUGUAACUGUAAACUGAGAUAAAUCGGAGUCCCAAUUUGUGUGAACUAACUUGAGCAGUAUAUACGAGGAUGGUUAAGACACCUGACACAGGGGGGCAGUGAUAAGAUUUUUUUCCCCCCAAGGGGUUGUUUUGUUGUUUUAGGUUUUGUCCUGCUUUGCAAAGCAUUAAUAGCUUACAAAACAUGCUUAUGGAUUGUACUAUGAACUUUGCUGUACAAAAAUUAAUCAUCAUAUGUCUUUUUUAGUCAGUUUGGUCAUAGCAAAUCCACAGUAACUUUAAUUUUUAACAACUUGGUCAACAGCAAGAAGGGUUACUUUUUAUUUCCUCCAGUGAUAAAGCAAAUAAGGAAAAAGAUCAGACUAUUUAAGAUGAGGGCUGCAAGUACGAAUCAUAUAUCUACAUGGAUGUGUGCAGUUUUAAUCUUGCUAAUGUGACAUAUCUUUAGUUAAUCUGUUGAGUUAACAAGAAAUGUUUCAUCCUGUGUUUUUACCAGAACCACACCUGACAUUUCUGGCUGGGAACAGUGUCAUUCUCAAUAUUUUAUAAAUACAGAUGUAGAUAUGUUUAUAUUAGGCUCAUCUGAAGCUACAGAACCUGCAACUUUUACAAACCAACUGACAGAUCCCAUUUCAGAUGAGUGUGAAUUCAUAUCAAGUGCUUAUCUGAGAGGGUAUUCAUUGCAGUGACUUCAGCCAAAAAUCAUCUGUACCAAAGUGUUCAGACGAGCAGCACACAAAACAUGCUUAAGAGUAUUAUGAGCUCUAUAAAAUUAACAACAGAUGCCGCAACUAAAAUGUUUUUAUUUACAUACAAAAAGUUAAAAACAAGGCUAAUAAAUUAAGCAGUUCCAGGAGUAUAUUUGCAAUAUGGCGCUAACACUGUUUUUAGUGUUAUUUCAUUGUACUCUAAUGUUCUGAAAACAGAUUACAAGCCUGUGAGUGCAGAUUAUUUUAUUUAUUACAACAUAAUCAUAAGGUAUAUGUCAGAAUUACAUCAGAGUAACACAUGACGUCAUUUACAGAAACCCCAUAAAGGACUCAACCCCGUAAUUGUUUGCACUCUAUCAGUGCUCUGGUGACAAUAAUCAUACACUUGCUCUGUGCUCAUAAUGUGUUUAUGAUCCUGUAUAAUGUCUUUUAUGAGACAAAUGUUGGCAGUUGGACACGAUCUUCAACCAAUCAAAUCGCAUGGUCCAACCUCCUUGGUGUUUUUAAUGGAUAUUUGAAAUUCCUUAGCUGUAAACUGUACUACUUCAACUAAUUUAGGUCAUUAAAGUCACCUUGUUAAUUGACCUCAAAGUAACAUUCGAAACAUCUGUAAUGUCCUCUUUGUAGCGAGGUUCAGUUUUGGCCUGCGUAUGAGUUCUCCUUUAAUGAUUUUGUCUUUUUUGUCGGGCUGUUUUUCCGUCUUUUUUUCUGUAAAUAAAUCUCUUGCUUCUGUUCACCAGUACGGCAGCUGAAUAGUUAUAUUUGUUAUUGUAUGCUUAAUCCGCCCUCGCUCAUAGCUGGUUUUGCAGCUCAGAUCUAUUGUCACAAACUUAAAUUGUUAUGUUGUGUUGUAGUAUGGUAUGGAAGUGUUUUAUGCUUAGUAUAAAACCCCCUUUCAAGUCUGUUUUUGUUAUUUUAGUAUGUUUUUCUUUGAUUUGUCCUCAUUUGAUUUUGUGAUGAUUAAUUUUCAAACAAGUACUUCAAUAUGUCCAAGGGAAAAACAAAGACAUUACGAUCUUUGUUGAUAAUUUGUCACUGAUUAAUAUUGUUUGAAUUAUUUUAAUGAUGACAAAAAUGUAGUUGAAAUUUGACUUCCUGCUCUUCAUAAAACUACUGGCAUGGAUAAGAUGGAGAGAAGAUGGUGUUUAUAAUGGCAUUAUUAAGUAUUUGAGUAGUAGUUUCAGACUGAAGUAGUUCUGAUAUUUACUAUGAUUGAUACUGUAUUGAUCCAUAUUUCUUUUAUCCAUAAUAUUGCCUUCUGUCUGUGACCUGACAUACCUACUAUGAAACAUCAAUGGAGAGGCAUCUUCAGUUUGAACUGACAGGAAACAAGAUUAUUUAAUUUGCAUAUGUACUGUACCGUUCUGAAAUCUGAAGUGAUAUGAGCAGAUGAUGGCUGGGUCGACUCAGCAUGUGUUGAAAGGAAGUCCAUCUUGUCUGUUUAGUCAAACUUCAUGGAUUAGGUCAUGCAUGAUUUCUGAUGGUGGAUAUUCAUUCAUUCAUGGUUUGUUGAGAUGAACAUAUCCAUCCAUUUUUUUUAAAGUCCUCCCUGUGAUACUUAACUGAAUAAAGUGAAUCCCAGCUGA